GUGUCAGUGAUGCUAGCAGCUAACGAGCCGCUGCGGAGCUCGGCUGCAGUUUGAACUCUCUGUUUGAGAUGAUUUGAUGUCACUUUCAGGCCGUGUUCAGGUGGACGGAGCCUCGUGGAGUCUCUGAGGUGUCUGCGGGGAUUCAACACACACACUGACCGCGGUGUCCAUCCUUAGAAGACGCUCCUGUGCGCUUUACGUGGCUGUAUGAUGCUAGGGGAGAACUUGGCUGCUAGUGGUUUGUUUGGCUCAAGGCAAGUUAAUCCCACAGCCUGUUGAUCCUUGCAACAUCCGAUGGCGCUAAGUAGCUAACGUCAAUCCAGUUAGGUUUAAAGUGACUCAACUCGGUCACUCGUAUAAUCGGUUAGCUGUAUAGUUAGCCUUUAGCACUGGACCUCUCACUCUCUGUGUCCCUGAUGAUUCACCUGGCUGACUGAUGGGGUGUCUGAGGAUCAUGGUGCCGUCUAAGAUCCAGCUGCUGGCUGUGUUGGCUUUUGGAGUGGCGAUGCUCUUCAUCGAGAACCAGAUCCAGAGUCUGGAGGAGUCACGAGCCAAACUCGAACGUGCCAUGGCCAGACAUGAGUUAGCUGAAGUGGAGCAUCGUCACAGCGAAAGUACCGGGCGGGAAAUCUCGCCACUGUCAGAAAUUGAUGACAUGGUCGUCAUCUACAACCGAGUGCCCAAGACUGCGAGCACAUCCUUCACUAACAUCGCCUACGACCUGUGUGGGAAAAAUCACUUCCACGUCCUGCACAUCAACACGACCAAGAACAACCCUGUGAUGUCUUUACAAGACCAGGUGCGCUUUGUCAGGAAUGUCACCUCGUGGAGAGAGAUGAACCCGGGCUUCUUCCACGGCCAUGUAGCUUAUCUGGACUUCUCAAAAUAUGGCGUGCGGCGGAAGCCCCUGUACAUCAACGUGCUGCGAGACCCUAUCGAGCGCCUGGUGUCCUAUUACUACUUCCUGCGAUUUGGAGACGACUACAGACCUGGCCUUCGCCGAAGAAAACAAGGAGACAAAAAGACCUUUGAUGAGUGUGUGUCAUCGGGGGGGUCUGACUGUGCUCCUGAGAAGCUCUGGCUCCAGAUCCCCUUCUUCUGUGGCCACCAUUCAGAGUGCUGGAAUGCAGGCAGUAGAUGGGCCCUGGAGCAGGCCAAACACAACCUGGUGAAUGAGUAUCUGCUGGUUGGGGUAACUGAGGAGCUGGAGGACUUCAUCAUGAUCCUGGAAGUAACACUGCCACGCUUCUUCAAGGGCGCCACAGAGCUCUACAGGACAGGGAAGAAGUCCCACCUGCGAAAGACUACAGAGAAGAAGCCUCCCACCAAGGAGACAAAAGCCAAGCUGCAGCAGUCCAACAUCUGGAAAAUCGAAAAUGAGUUUUACGAGUUUGCACUGGAGCAGUUUCAGUUUGUGCGUGCACACGCUGUCAGGGAAAAGGAUGGAGAACUUAAUGCCCUGGGCCAGAGCUUCUUUUAUGAAAAGAUCUACCCCAAAGUGAACUGAAUAUGGAGCCAGAAGAUAGUGACAAGGGCUGUGCGGACAAAAACACUAUUACAAGUCGUAUACACUGGGACACAUGAAUGCUGGAAUUAUUGUUCAUGUACUUCAGCUUUUUCAGUUUUUUUUUAUUAUGGCCCUGUUAAAGUACAGAAAGGUACUGUACUGUGGAAUUUCUAUGAGGAAUGUGUGGAUUUUCUGCUAUUGUUAUGCAGCUGUUGAGGAAACCUAACAAGGAUAAAGUGUCAGUCUGAGCUGUGAGACAGCAUCACCGCUCAUACGCUGAAUGUGCUGCAUCACAAGAGCCAAACACACGAUGAUUGUUAAGUCAUGUGUUUUUGUUAAUUGGAUCGAUUAAAACAACUCAAACCUCAACUAGUUCGGAGUUUAAAGUUUAAAAUUACAUUUAAGAUGUAACUGUUACAAAACGCAACAUAAGAAACAAGCUGCGGUCAUACACACUGCAUUAACCCAGUGUUGUGCUUUUGGACCAAAUGAUAGCAACAGAACAUAGAUUGAACCACUGCAUCCUGUGGAGCGUGAAUAGUAAAUUUUUUAUCCCACUGAGGCGUUUUACACAUUAUGUCAGUAUUUAAUCACAGAUAUGAUGAUGUGCAUCUUUGAUAUAACUGAUUGCUGCUGUUUUUUAACCUGUGGAUAAAGCACAUUGAGCUGGAGGAAGUUACUAAUCAACAGUCAAAGGAUUGCUUGUACAGGGUUAAAUGGAUAUUUGUCUUGCGCACAGGGUUCUUUCCUGCAGUGUGCAACAAGGGGAGAGGUGGAAGCAAUAGUGCCUUUAAUGCCAUAUAUAACACACUUUUAUUGUUUUUUAAUUUUCCAGUGAUCUCACAAUCAUGUUUCCUCUUAAUUUGUGUAUUUACUUAAAUCUUCAAUUCCUUUCCUGUUUUUGCUCUGUUUUGCACUUACCACAUUAACAGCUUCAAUACAAAAACUUUCAUAUCUCCA
Messenger RNA from Platichthys flesus (European flounder), 2467 nucleotides. RefSeq names its product heparan sulfate 2-O-sulfotransferase 1b (gene hs2st1b). The record is from RefSeq and is a predicted model, not a curated record. The transcript is spliced from 7 exons. Bases 437 to 1507 code for a protein of 356 amino acids. Gene Ontology annotation, cellular component: membrane. Gene Ontology annotation, molecular function: heparan sulfate 2-sulfotransferase activity. NCBI's taxonomy places the organism in Eukaryota, Metazoa, Chordata, Actinopteri, Pleuronectiformes, Pleuronectidae.